Lycium ferocissimum is the source of this 303-nucleotide messenger RNA. RefSeq lists its product as uncharacterized. NCBI's taxonomy places the organism in Eukaryota, Viridiplantae, Streptophyta, Magnoliopsida, Solanales, Solanaceae. The record is from RefSeq and is a predicted model, not a curated record. The transcript has a single exon. The coding region runs from base 1 to 303 and encodes 100 amino acids.
AUGAUACAUCUCAUUCGAAAAAAGUGUGGUUUGAAAUGUGAUAAAAUACCCACAAUUUUAUAUGAAGAUAAUGCAGCAUGCAUUGCCCAAUUGAAAGGAGGAUUCAUAAAAGGAGAUAGGACAAAGCACAUUUCACCAAAGUUGUUCUUCACACAUGAGCUCCAAAAGAAUAGUGAUAUCAACGUGCAACAGAUUCGUUCAAGUGAUAAUAUGGCUGAUUUGAUCACCAAGUCUCUAUCAACCGCAACUUUCGAGAAGAUGGUGCACAAGAUUGGAAUGCGAAGACUCAAAUACUUGGACUGA